Messenger RNA from Pecten maximus, 5076 nucleotides. RefSeq names its product V-type proton ATPase 116 kDa subunit a-like. NCBI's taxonomy places the organism in Eukaryota, Metazoa, Mollusca, Bivalvia, Pectinida, Pectinidae. Gene Ontology annotation, biological process: proton transmembrane transport; vacuolar acidification. Bases 167 to 2899 code for a protein of 910 amino acids. Gene Ontology annotation, molecular function: ATPase binding; proton-transporting ATPase activity, rotational mechanism. The record is from RefSeq and is a predicted model, not a curated record. Gene Ontology annotation, cellular component: vacuolar proton-transporting V-type ATPase, V0 domain; vacuolar proton-transporting V-type ATPase complex; plasma membrane. The transcript has 26 exons.
UGACAUCAGUUGUACUAAAUACCAGUGUUGUUUAGCACUAGUAGCGGAUCUAGUUGAGGAAAAGGUGGGGUUUGUGGCUACAGGUGGGGUACAGGUACAGACCAGGAUACAGACCAGACAGUGAUACAGGAAACAUUUAGGAGUGUGUUAACACUAACCGUCCAAGAUGGGGGCACUUUUCCGCAGUGAAGAGAUGAACCUCUGCCAGAUCUUUCUACAGUCGGAGGCAUCGUACGCUUGUGUGUCAGAACUUGGAGAGUUGGGCCUUGUUCAGUUCAAGGAUCUUAAUCCUGAUGUGAAUGCUUUCCAAAGGAAAUUUGUCAAUGAAAUUAUGCGAUGUGACGAAAUGGAAAGAAAGUUGCGAUACAUUGAGAAGGAACUGAAGAAAGAUGAAAUGAAAAUUCCGGACACGAAUGAAAACCCAAAGGCUCCUGCACCAAAAGAAAUGAUAGACCUAGAGGCAACAUUUGAGAAAAUUGAGUCGGAGCUUCGGGAGGUCAACACUAAUGCUGAAGCUCUGAGGAGAAACUUCCUGGAGUUAUCAGAGCUGAGGGAGGUCCUGAAGAAGACACAAGUCUUUUUUGAAGAACAUGGUGGACACCACAGUAUGAUUGACGAUGCCCAGAUGGCCCUGGUCCAUGAUGAAUCUGGGGUGCCCUCCACCACUGUCCAACUUGGAUUUGUAGCGGGCGUGGUUCCCAGGGAGAAAAUCCCCGUGUUUGAGAGGAUGAUGUGGUUUGCCUGUCGUGGUAACGUGUUCUUGCGUUACGAAGACAUUAACCAGGUUAUGAAGGAUCCAGUGACUGGAGAUGAAAUCCACAAAUCUGUCUUCAUAGUGUUCUAUCAAGGUGAACAGCUCAAGGCCAGAGUAAGGAAAAUCUGUGAGGGGUUUAAAGCAGUUUUAUACCCAUGUCCAGAAAAUGCACAGGAGAGAUUUGAGAUGUCUAAUGGUGUGGCUACUAGACUGGAGGACCUGAAAACUGUGUUAUACCAGACAGAGGAACACAGGAGACGUGUGCUUGCAAGUGCACAGAAGGAAAUUCGACUGUGGGUGAUUAAGGUCAAGAAAAUCAAGGCCAUCUAUCAUACAUUGAACCUGUGCAACUUUGAUUUGUCUCACAACAGUCUUAUUGCCGAGUGUUGGUGUCCAGUUGUAGCACUAGAGGAUGUACAGAGGGCACUUAGACAUGGAACGGAACUCAGCGGAAGCACAGUACCAAGUAUUCUACAUAGGAUGAAUACAAAAGAAACCCCACCCACUUUCUUCCGCAAUAACAAGUUCACUGCUGUGUUUCAAAGUAUCAUACAUGCAUAUGGUGUAGCCGACUAUCAGGAGGUCAACCCUGCACCGUACACCAUCAUAUCUUUCCCCUUCCUGUUUGCUGUGAUGUUUGGAGAUGUUGGUCACGGAUUCAUUAUGUUUUUGUUUGGACUGUGGAUGGUUGCAUACGAAAAAAAGUUACUCGCCCAAAAAUCUGACAAUGAGGUGUGGAAUAUUUUCUUUGGUGGUCGAUACAUCAUCCUGAUGAUGGGACUGUUCUCAGUGUACACUGGACUCAUCUACAACGAAGUGUUUGCCAAGUCAAUCAAUAUAUUUGGAUCAUCAUGGAAGCCAAAUUAUGAUGAUUCAGCCCUAGAAGCCAAUACUGACCUGACACUAAACCCUGCAACGAUGUUUGAUAAUGUCACGGGACCGUAUCCCCUAGGUUUAGACCCUAUAUGGUUGUCCAGUCUUAACAAGAUCACAUUCACCAACUCAUUCAAGAUGAAGAUGUCGAUUACCAUUGGUAUCAGCCAGAUGUUGUUGGGUGUCAUGCUAAGUGUCAUCAACCAUAUUUACUACCGUAACUGGCUCAACAUCUUCUGCCAGUUUCUCCCAGAGUUACUUUUCCUUUUGUGUCUGUUUGGUUAUCUGGUUGGUCUCAUCUUCUACAAAUGGGUUGCCUACAAUGACCGCUGUACACAGUGUGCUCCAUCACUUCUCAUACACUUCAUCAACAUGUUCCUGGUUAAAUACCAGCACGCAAAUGAUGGUUUUGAGACACAAUCUUAUCAGUGUGAAACAGCUGAUCCAGACGUGACAGGAUGUACCUCCCAGACAGUAUUCUACCCAAACCAGAUGAUCGCUCAGCUUGCCUUGGUAGUUGUGGCCCUUUUGUGUGUACCUACCAUGCUGUUCAUCAAACCGUUUGUUCUCCGAUCCAGACACAACAAAAUGUUGAAGAACAUGGAAGGCAGGAGAGAAGGUCUUGCAGCUAUUUCUCAGAGUGCCCUUAUACAUAAUGAAGAACUGAAUGAGCAGUCUGGUACUGGAAACGGUACCGCAGACAAAGAGCAAGCUAUCUCCGAUAUUGAGCUUGGGAUUAGAAGCCGCCUUAUAGAGGACAAUUUGAACGAAGCCCCGAUUACUGUCCGUUCAUCAGAGGUGAAACUGAGCAUCAACGGGGAAGGUGGGGAACAUAACCAUGCAGAGAGCGAGGACCAGGGUCCUGAUGAUGUGAAAGUAGAUGAUUUUGACUUCAGUGAGAUAUUUAUUGGCCAAGCUAUCCAUACCAUAGAGUACUGCCUGGGCUGUAUUUCUCACACAGCGUCCUACCUCCGACUGUGGGCCCUCAGUCUCGCUCACUCACAGUUGUCCGAAGUCCUGUGGGGAAUGUUGUUCCGGGUCAGUCUGACGAUGGAUAUACCAUACGCAGGCUCCGUUAUUAUAUUUGCAGUAUUUGCAGUGUUUGCUGCUCUGACUGUUGGAGUUCUCCUGUUGAUGGAGGGACUGUCUGCUUUCCUCCACACCCUUCGUCUUCACUGGGUCGAGUUCCAGAGCAAGUUCUACCAUGGAAACGGUUAUAAUUUUGAUGCAUUCAGCUUCAAAAAUCUUCAAAAUGCUGAACUAGAUGAUUGAUGAAUGGAAACCAACUCUUUGUGUUUAUGGAGCUAACAACCAUUGUAUGCACAAGGAGACGAUAGCUUCUUGCCAGAUAAAGACACACACAUAUAUAUAUAUAUAUAUAUAUAUAUAUAAAAUACUUAUAUAAGCUAUAAUGUAGAUCAUUGAUUCCCAGCUACAUGUGAUUCAGAUAAUAAUUAUCAAUGAUUGACAACGAAAAUGUAAUCUGGUACAGUUUUAUUGAAAAUUACAGAUGUUGUAUUUAUUGUUUAGGUAUAUCUUAUACGGAGAGAGUUAAAAUAAUUCUGACAAUUCAAGAUCCGAGUGGACAGAGUCCACUUUGUGUGUGUUAAUAUCAUCAUUACUGUUUCCUUUUUACGGAUUGAAAGAGUUUUACCAUCAUUAGAAAUCAGGACGGAACUAGCAAUGUAAUUAUUCAGUAUUCUGGUGAAUCUUGACAUUAAGAUUCAAGGUCUGUACACAUCUACAGGUCAGCAAGGAUUUAUGUCCGAAAUGCUACAUACUGGUUUGUUAAUAUAAAAGAACAGGUGCCCUGAUUAAAACCACAGGUUCAUCACAACCUCUUUUAGUAUUAUUUGCCAAAAUUGUUUGCAGUCUUUCAUUAUGUUUUUAAGAAAUAUGUUUUGUUAAAAUAUCAAGCAUUCAUUUGAAAGUGUUGGUCAUUUUGAGUGAAUAACUAGGAUUUUGUAAUCAUGAAAAAAAAAAUGCAUUGGAAUAAGAAUUUUAGAAAUUAGAAGUUUAAUAAUACAUUCCAUUUAUUAAAGUAUAGAUUGUUUGUUAUCCAAUUAGUUUUAAUAGGUUUAGUAGGCCUGGUUGUAGAUGUUGAACUCAUAGAAAUGUUUAUUUUCAUGUCAGCAUGAUUAUGAGUUUACAAUUACUUUUGUUGUCAUUUACUGACAGAUCUAAUAUUGAAUUUCAAUACAUUUUUGAAUUAUUGGUAUACUACAAUUUCUUUCAGUGCCAGCUAUCUCAAUUAUUACUCCUAAGAACUGGGUAAAAAUGAAAAGAAUAUUUUUGUAGAUUUUUGUGUUCACCAGAUUUAAGUUUUGAUUACUUAUCAUUUCUCACCACCAGUUUAUUAUGACAAAGACAUGGCAUUAUCCCCACCAAACAUUCACCCUUGUUAAUUGAAUGAAAUUUGUGGUGUAAAGAGCACCGUCUACAUAUAAAGUAUUGACAUCCUUACAAUUAAGAAUGUCCGAUUCCACUUACCUUUUGUGUCAUUGUUCCAGAACAAAUUGAAUUUCAGUAUCUUUGUUCAAAAUCAUGUUUGGUAUGAACUUAUGGGUUUCAGGGAAGUGACAUAUCACUUUGUACAUCCCAUUUAUAUCAAGAAUUCGCAUAAUUUCACUUGCUUUUGUACUAUUUAUAGAAUCAGGGUAAUUCUACAUACACAUAUUUCAUUCUAUAAUCUUAUAUUAUGCAAACUUGCAAACGGUAGUUAAAUAGUGAAGAGAAACUUCAGAUCAACAAAAAAUUAUCAUUAGAUCAUAUCAUUGUCUACUUUUUUGAGGAAAACAGUUCAUGGUUUUAUCAUUAAAAUUUAUGGAAAUUACAAAAAACGUAUCUGAUAAGCAGGGUACUGUAUAAAAUUAAUGAUUUUAUGGUCAUAACUCUUUCAGGUUUGUAAAAAAGGGAAGGAAACAGUAGGAAUUCCGGGCCUAGACCCAUUGCCAAAUUAAUUUAUAACCACCUCCAUUUGAAAUAAACGGUAAUAAACUGUCAUCCCAUGGUCAAAGCAUACAUUAUCUUCUAUCACAGGGAACGAAAAUUGGGCUUAAAGAUGAGAAAUUGCUCAAAAAAUUAUCGCCUUGAUAGUAGUCCUUCCAAUAUUACCAUUUUAAAAAAUUGCAACCAUUAGUUAAAAUUGGUACAUUGUGUGUAACUUUGAGCAUCAAACUUGGGUGAUGAAACGACUUAUGUAUUCAGAAGUAGAUGUUGUUUGUAUGGUUAGAUAUUGAUAAAGCAAGUCCAACUUUGUGCCUUUUUUUUGUGCCAUCUUCCCUAUAUUAUAUAACUUAAACUUUAAUAACCACUUUCUAAACAUUUGUAAUUUUUUGUCUUCCCCCAAAAAACUGUUAUACUGGUUAUUAAUUUAUAUAUUAAAAUUGAAAUUUCAAUUUGUAAAAUUUAUUUUCUAAUAUGAUAAUUAAAUAUAUAGUUAUGCAUUG